This is a messenger RNA of Blepharisma stoltei, 453 nucleotides long. The record is from the annotation of a GenBank genome assembly. Lineage: Eukaryota; Ciliophora; Heterotrichea; Heterotrichida; Blepharismidae.
AUGAACAAUGAAGGGUUCAAGGACAGAAGGAGGCGACUAAGCUCAAGCAGUGACGAAGACUUCAUGAGGCUCUCUGAUGGUAUUUCGUAUUAAGACCAAGAAACCUAUAAAAGUGACGAAGAAAAAAAGCCUGAAAAAUUAGACGCAAAGAAAAAGCCAUCAAAUUUCCAGUAUCAAAAACCAAGAAGAGGCAAAGGUCGUGGCAAUAACAAUUGGAGAAGAGAAGAUAAGCCUAAGCCAAAGCAAAAUGAUAAACCUCACCCUCACUAUCGGAAAAAGGCUGCACCAAAAUAUGAUAUCGGCGCUCAAGAAUUUCAUCCGGCUGGAUUCAAUGCAAAUGCAAGCGACUUUGUAAGUUUUAGCCAGGUCCCAACUCUAUUUAAUCCAUCUGCCCAAGAGUUCAAUCCUCACUUCGGUGUUGACGCUCCAGAAUUCAAGCCAAGCUGGGCCUAA